GGUUGCCUAGCAACCUCCUGUUCCUAGCCUGCUUGUUGUUUUUCUGUGAAUUCCUCUGAAAUCAACAGAAAAAGAGACAAAAAUGCAGGAAAGAGACAGUAAGCUGAGCGGCUCGACUCCGGCCAAAGACAAGGCGAAGUCCUCUGAGGAGCCGCCGGACGGCGAGGAUCCGCAGAGAGAGAAGAGUUUGUUUCUGACUCAGAUCAGUUUUCUGGACGAACAGCUGGAGAAGUUCCAGCUGCAGUGUGAUGACCUGAAGGAGCAGAAGAAAGACAUCAUCCUGAAGUCCGGCGCUCUGCAGAAGGACACCAACGACAUCCUGGAGUACCUGCAGCACUACCUGUCUGUGCUGGAGCGGGACGAGGAGGAGCUGAAGGCCAAGGUGGAGAAACAGCUGCAGGGCGACCGGCAGAAAACCGAGUCCUUGGAGCAGCUGCUCAGUACGGAGAGACAGGAGCUGCAGGACAAGUUGGACCAGCUGAGCUCCGACAGAGACAACCAGGCUGCCAGGAUAGAGGAGCAGCGGCUGCAGCUGGCCGAACAGGAGCGGAAGAUCAACAUGAAGAAGACUUUGGAUAAGGAGCUGAUCUUCCUGGAGAGGCACCAGGCCGCCGAGAUCAACAAGAUGUACAUGGAGAAGAGGGAGAUCAUCGACGAGAUGAAGCAGAACGUGAUGAACAGCAUCAGGCAGCGGGUGAAAGCCAUGAUCCAGGAGGAGACCGAGGAGCACCAGAAGCUGCGCGCCAACGUGGAGUCUCUGUCGCUGCAGAGUUUGGUGCUGCUGUGGGGGAAAAGGGCGGAGCAUAACAGAGUGAAGCGUCUCUGUCGAACAUCCAUAAAGAUCCGAGUCAUGAUCCACAGGAUGACCCUGAAAAUCAACAUCCUCAGGAAGGAAUCAGUGAAGCUGAGGAGGAGAUGCAAACUGCUGACGGGUCACAUCAACGAGCUGCAGAACUCCAGGCAGAGUCUGCUGGGCUACCAGGAGGCCUACAGAUCCUGCCUGGCCUCGGGUUUGGAGGAAUGCCGUCAGAAAGCGUCGGUCGUUGCGUUGCUGCUGGAGCGGCUGCAGAGGGAGAGGAGCAUUCGGAAGAACCUGGAGAGACACCUGAAGAGAGCCGUGUCCGUCCUCACAGCCAUCGCCACGGACGCUGGGAAAAUCCCCGGAUCUCAGCCGAGGCUGCAGAACCUGCUGCAGCUGAUGGACAGCAGGGAGCCGCAGGACGCCGGACCGCCGGAACCUGCCAGCAGAGACGAGGAGGAGGAGGAGGACAAGGAGGAGAAGGAGCCGCUCUUCCUCAUGGCCAAACUCAGACCAGGUGACCUCUACCUGGUUCCUGGACCAACAUGGACGCCCAGAACCGCUCUGGCCCAACGCAACCUGACGCCCAGAAGCAGAGUGAAGCUUCCUCCCAUCCAGAAGAGUCUGUGGCAGACGGCGCUGCAUGAAUGGAUGGGAUGAUCGGAUCACUUCUAAUCAAGCUGCUGCUGCUGAACUGGAGCUUUUCUUCUAUUAAAGUUUAAUAAAAUCCAGUAAUUUAAA
Molecule: messenger RNA, 1540 nt
Organism: Gambusia affinis (western mosquitofish)
Lineage: Eukaryota; Metazoa; Chordata; Actinopteri; Cyprinodontiformes; Poeciliidae
Product: cilia- and flagella-associated protein 157-like
Exons: 9
Coding region: 83-1459 (458 amino acids)
Source: RefSeq, a predicted model, not a curated record